Molecule: messenger RNA, 2509 nt
Organism: Orbicella faveolata
Lineage: Eukaryota; Metazoa; Cnidaria; Anthozoa; Scleractinia; Merulinidae
Product: splicing factor Cactin-like
Biological process (GO): mRNA cis splicing, via spliceosome
Cellular component (GO): spliceosomal complex; cytoplasm
Molecular function (GO): protein binding
Source: RefSeq, a predicted model, not a curated record
GACAAGUGUCUGGUGUCAGCUGGGAUGGUUGCAACAGAAGCUAAUAAAGGCAUGGGGCCUGAUGAGGAAUCAUUUAAUGUGCCUGUUCCUGUCACACAAAAGACUUACCUCUGGUCAGACAAGUACAGACCUAGAAAACCAAGGUUCUUUAACAGAGUGCACACAGGAUAUGAGUGGAAUAAAUACAAUCAGACACAUUAUGAUAGUGACAAUCCACCACCUAAAAUAGUACAAGGAUACAAGUUUAAUAUAUUUUAUCCUGAUCUUAUUGAUAAAACUGAAGCACCAGAAUAUUUUUUGGAACAAAGUCCUGGAGAUUCAAAAGACUUUGCUAUCCUCAGAUUUCAUGCAGGACCCCCUUAUGAGGAUAUUGCCUUCAAGAUUGUCAACCGUGAAUGGGAGUAUUCUCAUCGUCAUGGCUUUCGCUGCCAAUUUCAAAACAAUAUUUUCCAAUUGUGGUUUCAUUUUAAGAGGUAUAGAUAUCGAAGAUAGGUCGGAACCAAUUUGUUGGUAUUGUCUUUUCCUACUAAAUAGUGAGAUGACAGAGGAAAAACAAGACAAUUCUAUUAAGAAAGAGUUGAUGAUAGAGCAGUACACAUCACGGAUUAGAUCUACAAUAAUAUCAACUAAUAAUAAUAUUCCCUAUAGUUUGUAAUAUUAUUGUAAAUAAUGCAGAAAUUCUAAUCCACUUUGCUCAAAGAGGGCUUCUUUGUAGUGUGUAUAUAGAUACUAAACAAUUUGACGUUUAUCUCAAAUAUUUAAGUACUGUUGAAAUAUACUAUCUUUUCAUAUUGAACCCAUUGCAGUCUCAGGGCUUUCUUCUCCUUCUACCAGGGGGCAAAUUAAUUUAAACCCACUGGGUACAAAGACGUUCACCCCAGUUAUUUUGUAACUAAUGGAAGCCUAGCAGACUAUUCCACAUAUAGGUAGUGAUAUUUUCUUGGUUUAACACCAACCCUAAAUUAAGUUCCACUCCUUGAAUAUCUGCACCCUGUACAAUUUUGAAAUAUAAUGUGUGUUCAUCUUCUACGCUUGUGAUAUAACUUAAAUAGCUGUCUGUUGCUGAAAUCAUUAUCUUUAUGAACAGCUGAAGUUUUACAGACAGAUGUAACAUAAAGACAAAGUCCACUAUUUUUCUGUAGAUUACAGUCGAACCUCUAUUAAGCAUCCACUCUGAGGGACGAGACAACUGGCUGCUUAAUAGGGGUACAAAACAAAACAAAAUCACCCUUGGGACAGCAAGAAGCUGACUCCGGCUGCUUAAUAGAGGUGGCCGUUGAAUAGAGGUUUUUAUUACAGUGUAUAGCUGACAAUUUUUUCCAGGAUUUUGGCCACUGGCUGCCAAAUAAAAGUUAGCCGCUUAAUAGAAGUUCGACCGUAUUUUAAUUUCCUUGCUUUAUUGUUGACACGUUGUGUGACGGCUCCAGUUUCAGUAAGUCACAAGUUUAAUACUAGUAGGACAUUUGUCUUCAAAAUUCAUGCUUAAUUCUCAUUUUUACUUUUACUGGUAAUUUUAAGCAUAAAAGGCUGAUUUUUAAAACUACAUUUGUGUUACAUCUAGUAUUCCAAGCUGGCAGCACAAAUAUCAGCCAGCAUUUGCACUCAUGUGCCAGUUCAUUCGUGGUUUAUCGUAAAUAUUUGGUCGACACUAGAUUGACACUCAAUCAACAGUUGGUCAAUAGUUGGCCUGGUGACGACCAACUCACAUGUAUUGAUCGACACUCAAUGGUGUGUCUGCAAAAAUAAGUCGACUCAAGGCCAAAUGUCAACCAAGAUGUUGAUCAAGUGUUGACAAAGCAUCGAUGGAGAUGUCAGUGGAGGAUAUUGAUUGACACUCGACUGUGGAUGCCUUUAAUAUACAUACAUGUAGUUCCAAGCCUUGAAACAAAAGCUAUAUGUAUUGAGCAGUUGUUCAUGUAAGUUAAAAUGAAAUUAAGAGUUUUCCUCUUGGAAGUAUCUUUUUUUUGGGUGGGGAGGGGAGGGGGAGUUUAAGGAUUUUUUAACUCUCAGAACCAAAAAAAUAACAAUAACAUUGUAUAAUAAUAUUGCAAUGUAUUUAUUUAAGAAUAAUGUACAAAUUUACAGAGUAUCAUUUUCUAUAGCUCCACUUUUAAUAGCUCCCUCUUUGGGCAUCAACAUUCCAUGAAAAGAUCAUUAUAACACUCUUGGUUAGAUAAAUAAUAUGAAUAUUCAGACAGUAUGUUCAUUAUAGUAUCAGUUUGUUGUUGAAACGUGAUUACACUGAUGAGAAAGAAAUGCUUGUUGCUUUAAAAGAUAUUGCACUUAAUAGGAGCUUUCUCCAAAUUCUAUUCUAAAUAUGAAAUUACUCUUUUGCAGCACCAUUAUAAGAAGCAAUGAUUCUGACUGUGCCAUUGUUAACAGAAAAAAAAUGGGUACAACAAAAAAGAUUUUCAAAGUACAAAAAAAAAAUUCUUAAGAAAAAAAUCAAAACUCACUUCAUGCAUGACAUCUUUGACUUUACUCUCUUGAAAUUAAAGAAAUGAAAAAA